AUGCUGCUCAGCGGCCCCCAAAACCCGCCAGCCCCCGGCGCUGCUGAGCCCACAGCCCGUGAGCCCAGCCCUGGAAACACCGCGGAAAACCCCGACGGGGCGACGGUGGCAUCGGGGUGCCGCGCAGGCAGCGCAGGAAAAGGACCACGGGCCUUGAUUUUCCUGCCCUUUUCCUCGCCAUCUUGGGAAGGUCAGGCGAGCCCCGGCCGAGCCGCUCCCGAGACGGCGACGGUCGCAGCUCCUGGGCAGAGAGAGGCGUCGUUGCCAUUGCCUGCCGGCGCCCGCCCAAUACCCGCCCGGCAGCGGCGCCACCGACCCACAGCCCGUGUGCUCGGCGCUGGAUACGUCGCGGAAAAUCCCGCCGGCGCUGCCUCGGCGUCGGGGUGGCUUGCAGGCAGUCCAGUAGACGGACCGUGCUCCUCGUUUGUCCCGCCCUUUUCGCCGCCGUCUUGGGAAGGUCAAGCGCGUCCCGGCCGAGCCGCUGCUGAGGUCGCGAUGGCGUGUGGGGCUCGGCGAGAGACGCGUCGUGGCCGCUGCCGGGCGGCUGACUGCCCGGGGGGCAAAGUGCAGCACAUCCCGUACCAUCCACCAGCUGCAAACAAAACAAAACGAUACAAUAAACUCCUAAAAGCCGCGUCAAAAGCAGGACAUCAAAGACCUUUCCAAAAUCGCUCCCCGCGCUCCCGGCGCCGGACGGAGCGCGGCUCCCGGCAGGAAAGCGGCUCCUCCGGCGGCUCCUCGGGCGCGCAGGGGCGGCGCCGCUCCGGGAGACCCCCGGCCGCUGCGCCCUGCCCGGCGGGGCCGGCACCGGGCCCAGGGAGCCCCGGCGGCGCCCGAGCCCCGCGCCCGGAGCGGACAGAGCGGCCGGCACCGGCCGGGACCAGCGCAGCGCCCGCGCCGCCUCUCCCGCCCGCCGGCCCGGCAAAGCUCCCCUCGGCUCCGCACGGCUCGCACCGGCGCGGCCCGGGCAGUGCCGCGGCAGCCCGGCCGCCCCAAAGUCCCCGUCCGCCUCAGCAGCUCCCCGGGCGGUGCCAGCCGGGCUCCCGCGCGGGAACGUUUGGGGCUGGGACACCGGCAGAAGAAGCGCCCUGGAAUGCAGCGGCACAGCCCGACUUCAACCCUGCAAACGCUGCGAGAGCUGGAGGCUCCUACAGUUGA
Molecule: messenger RNA, 1158 nt
Organism: Motacilla alba alba
Lineage: Eukaryota; Metazoa; Chordata; Aves; Passeriformes; Motacillidae
Product: basic proline-rich protein-like
Exons: 2
Coding region: 1-1158 (385 amino acids)
Source: RefSeq, a predicted model, not a curated record